AUGAACGCCGAUUUUGACCCACCCUCCACAUCUUCAGGAAGCUUAAGACAGAAACGUCCUUCCGGUGAAUUUAACGACCCUAUAGCGUCUGGCACCUCCAUCAGAUCGAAGCUACCACGGCUUGCCUUUGAGGCUCUGGACGCCGAUGCAUUUUCACAUCCGGCGGCACAGCACUCACGUACGCUAUGUGUCGACUGCUCCAAGAUUGACAUUGAUGCUAUUUUUGCCACAAGAGCAGGCGACAUCCCACGUCAUGGCCGUCCAGUAUCAACACAUCGAAAGUCCUUGCAGUCAAGUUGUCAGCUUUGCGGUCUAGUGGCGUCGCUCCUAGACGUUGACAUAGAUGAGGAGGACGCCACGGACAGAGCGGCUGCUGAGGGAUGGCAUUUAAGAGUCUUCAGUUGUGCCAAAGCACUGCGGAUCAAACGGAGGCGCAAUGUCUCCGAACAGGCCGUCAUUUUAGCAGUGAUGAAGGGCAGUCCUCCAAGAGCCCAACCCACACUCGCUCAAAUCAAUGCAUCACUGUUGAGGGGUUUCAUUACCCCCAUCUUGACAAACACGGAAUCUUUCACGAAGUGUUUAGACACUAUUCGAGUUUGCGGGAACGAGGUGAAUCAACUGGAGGCAAACUUCUCCCUAAUACGCCAGUGGCUCGAACAAGACAUCAUCCCAAAGAAACCAAUCCAGCCAUCGUUCCGGUGCCAAGUCAUUGAUUGUUAUGACGGGAAGAUUGUACAGCACGACCCCUCAACGAAGUAUCUCACGUUAAGCUAUGUCUGGGGUAAGUCGGGGAAAUCUUCCAACAAAGUGUCAAACCCCCUGGUCGACUCUCCACAAACCGUUCAAGAUGCCAUUCAAGUGACACUACGACUAGGCGAGCGCUAUCUUUGGGUGGAUCGAUACUGUGUCCCUGAAGAUGGGAAGGAAAGGCAUCUUCAUAUUGCCAAUAUGAACCUCAUCUACGAAGGAGCAUUCGCGACGAUUGUUGCGGCUAAUCCUGGACCAAUGGAUGGACCGGAUUUAGGCCUAUAUGGGGUGUCCAAACCACGGAACAUACAAAAGAAACUCUAUCUUAACGCCAGGACUUUUGUAUCGACAUUGCCACAUGUGUCCUAUCACAUAGAUCGUUCGGUAUGGGCUACCAGAGGUUGGACAUAUCAAGAAGCAGUGCUGUCCACUCGCUGCUUAUUCUUUACCCCCGAUCAAGUCUACUAUGCUAGCAAACGGGUUUCCGAGUGUGAAAGUGUGCAACAUUCGCUUCUGCGACUUUUUAGCAGUAUGCACCAGACUCUAGAGCCUACCUUACUGAAGCUUGAACAUCAACUACGAUGCAACGGCAAUGGCAAUGCUAAUUCCGGGAGCUACGGCUCACAUUUAUUCGAAUACGCGAAGAGAAGUUUGACGUUCGAUCUGGACAUACUUGAUGCAUUUCGGGGCAUUCUAGCCAAAACUACGCGAACCAGUUACUGGGGAAUACCUAUUUCAUUCAGUGGUUCCCGGGACACGAAUAUAACAUUUGCGAAACACCUUUGCUGGACUGUUGACCCAAUGACCAGAGAAGUCUCGACAAGACGCACAUACUUCCCGUCAUGGUCGUGGACGAGUGUGGGGGCCCUUAGCGAUGCGGAGGCCACUUUGCUUUGGAGUAGGUACCCGCACGCUCGAUUUGCCAUUGAGCUGGACGACGGCACUGUCUUACCAUUGUCGGACUUAGCAAAGAUAUAUCCAAAGCGUGGUCAGGCCAUUCCGGAGCGCAAUCCAUUUCUACACGUCACCAGUUGGCUAUUUAAGGCACACGUUAGACGCGACGACCAAAGUCAGCAAUGGUCCCUGACGCAACUACAAUGGCCCAGUGGAAGAUAUCUCUUUGAUGAAGAAGCACGGUUUGCCUGGAUAUACGGUGUUAAGGUUCACAUUGAUAUCCCAGGAAGCAGCCCGUUGGCGCUAACCGAUAGACACGCUAUCUUUCCUGCCCUGUAUCUAGGUUCUGGUUUACACUAUGGUCCGCUGAUGUAUUUACUGAUUCUUGGGGCAGACACGUCAAUUGCAGUGCGCGUUGGUCUCCUUCAGGUCUUCAGGAAAUUCAACCUUUCGGAUAGUCUUCUUUAUAGCCUGCUUAAAGACGAGCUAGUGCCAGCCGCGGAAGUGACAAUGCGGGUGACGUGA
Molecule: messenger RNA, 2166 nt
Organism: Exophiala spinifera
Lineage: Eukaryota; Fungi; Ascomycota; Eurotiomycetes; Chaetothyriales; Herpotrichiellaceae
Exons: 1
Coding region: 1-2166 (721 amino acids)
Source: RefSeq, a predicted model, not a curated record